GAGGGAGCUCUCCUUGCGGUCGACCAACAUGGAACUGACUGACAAUGCCUGUGACGUCACACGAGCAUAUAAAAGGAAGACAGAGGGUGGGAAUCCUUACAUUGCUUGUGAGUGUUUCUUCACGCCGUCAUCUCCCCAAUCAAAAUGAACGCUUUUGUUGUCCUUUCCUCCAUCUUGGCUGUGGCCAAUGCCGGCAUUGUGUCCGUCCGUCCCGCUGGACAAGGCGUGCCUACCGUGGUGCGAGCUCCCAGCCAUGACUCGGCCUCCAUCGAGUCCCACCGUCUGGGUGGCAACUUUGCCUACUCCACCGCUGAGGCCCACGCCUUUUCCAAGGUUACCCCUCAAUUGAGCACUGCUGUCCACCCCGUGGCUGAGACUACCAAUGUUCACCACCCUGCCCCUGUUGCCUAUGUCCAACCGGCUCCCAUCGUUGAGACCACUUAUGCUGCCAAGCCCGUCUUUGGAGAGCAAGCCAUCUAUGCUGAGCAACCCAUCGUUGGCCCCGUCGCCACCCAUACUCAAGUUCAUCAACCUCUCCUCAAGACCCAACGCGUUGUUGCUCCUGUGGCUUAUGCUCAAGGUCUUGCUCCCUACCAUGGAAUCAAUGCCUACAACGGAAUCAACGCCUACAACGGAAUCAACGCCUAUGCUCCUCAUGGAUACGCCCUUAACGCUCCAGUUUUGGCCGCCGGACCCGCCGUCCAUGGUGCCAUUGAAGCCUAAGCAUUACCUUCCCCUCAGCCCCUCCAUCCUUCAUACUUUUAUUCCUUAUGCAUUAUCAGCAUCAUAUGAAAAGUAUUUCCUUUCGAAACCUUCAGCCUGGCAAGGACCCCCCCCUUUGUCCGUAUUAGCCAGCCUCCGUUCAGCAGAAACACCGUCUCUGACCUCGUUGCCUCGUGGAGAUUGGGAGAUAUCAACGAGUGCCAAGAAAUCUCAAGAAGCAAUGUCUCAUUCAACCAGCUCCAGUUCGACAUCAAAUAAUCCCAUUCACUCCAACAACCUGAAAACAAUUUGUGGGGUACGUUAUUUGAUCUCGUAGGGAGCUAUUUAUGCAUGUGUUCAAAAAUACAUCUGUGCUUUAAUUUUGUUGUAAACAA
Molecule: messenger RNA, 1097 nt
Organism: Tigriopus californicus
Lineage: Eukaryota; Metazoa; Arthropoda; Copepoda; Harpacticoida; Harpacticidae
Exons: 2
Coding region: 145-723 (192 amino acids)
Source: RefSeq, a predicted model, not a curated record